AUGUCUGGAGAAACCAACGCUGCCUGGCCCAUCGCCGACGAGGCCUUGACCCAAAACAUCCUCGAUCUCAUCCAGCAGGCGACUCACUACCGCCAGAUCAAAAAAGGUGCAAAUGAAGCAACAAAAACUCUAAACAGAGGAACGUCAGAACUCAUCGUGCUCGCUGCCGACACCAGUCCUCUGGCGAUCUUGUUGCACUUGCCUUUGCUCGCCGAGGAUAAGAAUACGCCUUAUGUUUAUGUUCCAAGCAAGCUCGCUCUCGGUAGGGCCACCGGUGUCUCGCGCCCUGUGAUCGCCGCCAGCAUCACCACCAACGAAGCAAGUGACCUCGCGGGCCAGAUUCGUUCGAUCAAGGACCAGGUUGAGAGAUUGAUGAUUUAG
This is a messenger RNA of Talaromyces rugulosus, 381 nucleotides long. RefSeq lists its product as uncharacterized. Gene Ontology annotation, cellular component: U4/U6 x U5 tri-snRNP complex; nucleolus; box C/D methylation guide snoRNP complex. Gene Ontology annotation, molecular function: RNA binding. NCBI's taxonomy places the organism in Eukaryota, Fungi, Ascomycota, Eurotiomycetes, Eurotiales, Trichocomaceae. Bases 1 to 381 code for a protein of 126 amino acids. Gene Ontology annotation, biological process: maturation of SSU-rRNA; mRNA splicing, via spliceosome. The record is from RefSeq and is a predicted model, not a curated record. The transcript has 3 exons.